AUGGAGGCGUGCGUUCGUGGAUUCUGUUUUAUGCCUGAAAAGCAAGAAUCAUAUGAGCUUAAGUUGGUCGAUAGCGAGGCGUUAGACCAAACAUGGAAAGUGAACCGACGUGAGCGCCUGAAGCAGCAGGAACAAAAGAUUUGGGAGGAGUUUGUGCAGGAGCAGGAUGUCGUAACUAACAUUUGCAAGGAUGAUCCGUAUCAAUUUAUUGAACAACUGUCCGAAGAGAAAAUAAAAGAACUUCUAGACAUUGAAUUGGAAAAGAUGAAGAAGGAAAGGUUGGAGGAAGAAAUACAGGCGAGAGAGGUAUCGCCAAAGAAAGAUGAACAAGGCGCUCCGCAACAGAAUGAUAACCAUCAUGUGGUAUUUAUUAAUGAGUCAGAUAGAGAAAACGAAUCGUUUCACAUAUUUGAUGAUGAGAAAGAUGUGUCAGGUGUAUCAGGUCCGGAGGACGAACUGCUAAACGACUCAAUGAGUCCACCGUGCACCGUGCGGGAACGUCUCUCCCCUAGCCCGGGCUCCCGAUAUCCCAGCCCUGAUAAAGACUCCAGCACGAAGUCAUCUGAAAACGUGACUAGUAUGAUCGAGAGCAGCAUCUACUGCGCAAAAGUCAAGGAGCUGCGCACAAAACUGGCUGCCCAAUUGGACGAGAUGACUUUAGUCCUUGAGAGACAGAACAUAUUGAACAUUGACCCGGCGGAUUUACCGAAAAUGAUGAGACGCUCCGUUGAAUUCACGUCGCGGUUUAACAGAAUUAACAUAUACCAGCUACAGAGACAGUUGCAAGAUAUAAAAAGAAACGAUUCACAAGCGAUGCCGUUCGCAAAGCACACGCAAUUUCAAACUCAGCUGGUGAGAAUUGUGUCGCUACAUCAGAACGCACUGCAUUCACUUCAGGUGUUCAUGAAGUCUUUUCCGCAAACGCUUUGUAUCCGUGAGAGCGGUGUGGCGCUAAGGUCCCUAGCGUGUAUGAUGCAUGAGGUCACGAACGUGUGUUCUGCCCUCACUGCCCCGCCCGCGCUGGUCGCCGCAAAUCGCCUUUAUAAUGAUGGUUUGCUGAGUGCCAAUGAUAAAUUGUUGAAUGCUGUCGAAGAUUACACAAUUAGGAUGACUGAAUAUUUAAAUAGCACUGAUAAUACCAGCAUGUCAUAUUCUCGCCGUUCCAAGAAGUCAAGGCGAGGAAGAAAAUCGAUUGGAUCGUGUUCCAAGUCUGGCAAAUCAUUUGGAGAUACGGAGGGGCAACUAUCAAUGUACUCGUUGGACACCCUGCGACACCCUUCUACCGUUAAAGCGUCCAGCUCGAAGCUCAACUCGGGUGGUACAUCAAAGAAGCGUGGAAGUCUGAGCGCACGCAGUAAAGGAUCCAUCGAAAAGACUGUCCACGUGCCGCGACGAAAACGGAGUCCUAGAUCGCGACGCCCGCUAAUGCGUGACCCUCAAGCCGGAGCACCCAAACCGAAGAGAAAAAUUGACAAAGAUCUGGAUGUUCCAACUCUCGUUGAAACAGUGGCACCAUGUGCCUCAAGUCACAUAAGUCGUGAGCCCAGUCCGACCUUAAAGGAUCUUACCAAAGGUAAAGAAUCUCCAAGGUCACCGAAAAAAGUGGCCAAAAGGCUAAAGAAAGAAAAAACUCCUAGAAGAAGCUCGAAGUCACCUAAAAGAAGCAUUACAAAAUCAACCGGGAAACAAUCUGUUAUUUUAGAUAAACAAUUAGACUGUAAAGAAACACAUGAGACAACUAAGGUGCCGAUGUUGAUACAAUUGCAAGAAACUGAGACUCCAAAAAAAGAAGUAGAGACACCGAAAAAGGAAACAGAGAUGAUUAAAAAAGAUACAGCCACACUUACAAAAGUUAAUGAAUCUCAGAGGAGGGGCACGAUAACGCCUAAAAAGGAAACUCCUCGAAAAAUUUCUACGCCUCGUAGUGAUCUAACUGUAACUAAGAAACAAGUCACACCUAGAAAAGAAAUCAAUCGGCGGAAUACACCUCGAUUAGAAAAUGUGACCAAGGAAGAACCUAUACCACCCGAGAAACUUAGAACAUCUCGCACACCCAGAACUAUGAACAUGGGUGGAGGAGAGAAAGAGUUGGAAGAAGAGAUAAAAGAUACAUCAAAAAAAGAUGAGAUUAGAGACACACCGAGGAAAGAAGGGAGUAAAGGUACACCGAGAAAAGGAGAAACUAGAGAUACACCGAGGAAAGAAGAUGGAAGUGACAGAGACAUAAGGGUAAGUUAUUUUCAAAUUAUUGUAUUGCAGGCUAAGUUGUAUCUGUAA
Molecule: messenger RNA, 2277 nt
Organism: Pieris macdunnoughi
Lineage: Eukaryota; Metazoa; Arthropoda; Insecta; Lepidoptera; Pieridae
Source: the annotation of a GenBank genome assembly